Molecule: messenger RNA, 6754 nt
Organism: Suillus fuscotomentosus
Lineage: Eukaryota; Fungi; Basidiomycota; Agaricomycetes; Boletales; Suillaceae
Exons: 16
Coding region: 287-6673 (2128 amino acids)
Biological process (GO): 5S class rRNA transcription by RNA polymerase III; transcription initiation at RNA polymerase III promoter
Cellular component (GO): transcription factor TFIIIC complex
Molecular function (GO): DNA binding
Source: RefSeq, a predicted model, not a curated record
CGGACAGCUACAGUUACCAGUAGAACGUUCAGUCUUUUGUGCAAAUCAUAACGGCCAACUCAGAAUAAAAGUUUUCAGGCGACAGUUCAACUGUCACCGUCACAUUACAUUGUCACGCACACUAACGCCUUUCCUCAUCGACGCUAGCCCACUAAAUAUAGUGAUAGCCACCGAUAUCGAGUAAUCCCACACCGUCUGGAGUCAGGUGGCGUCCAGACUCCAAUUGAAAGGGAGUGUUACUGUUUUCACUGGUUAGGACCUGUUAGGACUCUUAAUCCUCCUGAUCAUGGAUGAACUCGUGCAUCAUUGUCUCCGAGAGCUUUCGUUCGACGGCGAUCUUGGUUGUAAUGUUUCCCGCUUGCGAGAUUUCAUUGUAGGAUUCCAUAGUCAUGACGCCACCCACCCACAAGUCGUCGACGAUGCUUUUUGCGCGUUUGUCUGGUCCAUAGUCGUCCAGCAACCCACCGUUCGCGUUGGUACAGUUCCUCCGGGCGUAUCAUCUGAAGUGUACGUCGCUCCUCAGACGAGUGCAAAGCGUAAGGCGGCAGCUAAGGGCGAAGUGCUUGUCGAAGAAGCCCCACCGUCACUUACUCUCGUUGAGAAUGCACGAGAUAGGUCAUUGGAGGACCUAAGGGCAGAAUAUGGCGAGGAUCUCAGGAUUGCUGUUGAUCCAGAGACAUCUUUUGCUGCAAUCACAGGAUCUCAUAUUAGAUCUUCGAAACUCAGUCCAAUGGUUUACAGUGCUUUGCAAUUCAUCACAAGAGGUCGCGAAGAAGGUGUAUCAACUGUCGAGCUCGGACGUAAGACAAAGUACGACCAGAAAACGUGCUUUUAUGUCAUCAAACAACUGCUGGAGCUUGGCUUAAUUAUCAAAGCACGGCGAGGAGGUGUUGGUAAUCACUCCUGCAUUCACAGAUAUUUUGUGGAGCGUAGCGCGUUCUGGCAACAGAUUCAGCAAGAGGAAGCCAAAGAUGACGAACCUAUUGUUAUUGGAGAGUGUCAUCCGCAGGACGCAACUCCUGUUGAAGAUGGGACUCCCUUUGCUGCAUCAGAACUCGACUUUGAGCCUGUGGAUGCCAGACAUCUGUCUAGUCUUCCACUAAUCAAAAACAGAAUCGUCAAGUUGCUGAAGGCGUCGCCGAAUAAUAUUCAUGCGUCAAAUAACUUAAUUAUCACCAUCGGCUUUAUGGAUCCAACCAAAACAGACCGUCGCUUUUUUGAAACUCGUCUGCGAGAGCUGAUUGCGCAAGGAGUGAUAGAACGUGUGUUGGUUCCGAGCUUCAAAGUCAAAGACAGGCAUGUCAAGUGCAUACGGCUUGUUACUCCAGACAGUCAGCUCUCAGAGGGCGGUGUUAUUCUUGCCCCUCAGGAAGGCGAGGAGGAUGACAAGGAAAUCGUGCUUGAGGAUACAUCUGCUGGUUACACUGAGGUUAGGGCAAACCGCACAAUCCAGAAACAAGUGUCAGAUGUACUUGAAGAAGCAGGACCUUCCGGCAGAACUCUCCGUGAAAUUUGCAGCGCUCUUGGAAAUUUCGAUAGACGCACUAUCGAACUUCUGCUAACCAGAGCAGUCAAGAGUCGCCCUCCCGCUCACCUCAGCGAUCUCGGGACAGCGGACUUCAUGGAGUCGUUUGGGCGGGAAAGACGACAUCGAUAUUACACUGUUGCGGCAUAUACAACUAUCAUGGCCAGCGAAAAGCUUGAUGAUACGACAACGUCAUAUGCUAACAUUGAUCUCUCAAAAGCCGGUGAUUUUGCCAUGUUCCAUGAGGCGAUGUUUUAUGAUAACGAUGAAACUCUCCACCACUAUGAAGACAUGUUCAAGGGCAAGGAGGGCAGAGUGAAGACAGGAGCUAAGAAGCGUAAAAGGCCAGAAACCGAAGAUCCAGGAGAUGACGAAGCGGUUGAGGGUACGCCAGAACCUGUCCCAAAACCCAAAAGGGGCCGCCCACGGAAAAAGCCACGUAGUGAGGAGGAUGGCAUCUCUAUCCCUCCGAAAAAGCGUGUUCAACCUCGCAAAAAUCCAAUUGCUGAGGAGGGGGAUGGGACUUCGACGGUACCCAAGGUUCCCAAAAGACGAGGCCGUCCACCCCGACAGAAGCCCGAUGCUGAACCGGUCGUUUGCCAUACCGAAGUUUCAAGGAGUGAAUCGAUGGAGGGUGUUAAUGACAUUGUUUUUGCCGCACAAGUCCCGUCAGCGCCUCCAUCAGAGACUCUGGAGGGGGCGAGUAUGACCGGCGUAGCUAGUCCUCUGCAAGGAAUGACUUCAGCCACAUCUCAUGUUACUCCUUCGACAUCAAGCCCGAAGGAAGGAAAUCGUUCGUUUCAGGGAUCAUUUGACUUGUCCUUAUCGGCGGUACAUGAGGGUCCCGGUGACGAGCAACAUCGUAAUCGUCAAGCUGUGGUAGGCGCCAAUGUGCAAGCCACGGUAUCGCGUCUGUCUGAUGGCGUUGCGCUUACAACCGACACUGGUGACCUGAUGGAAUAUCACGACGGGCUUGUGGCAGAGGGACCAAAACCCCAGGAAUCUUGUAGACAACCGAAACCCACAAUUCGCGAGAAGGGUGCUUCCUCUAGCCCGAGUGUGGUAGAAGGACUACCUGGUGGAAGUUCUGAUAAUCGAAUUGAUGAAUCGGAGGUCGUUCGUAUCCCAUCGCAAGUAGUGGAUGGCUCAAGGACCGAUAGAUUAUUCGUCAUGGAUAAGCGCCCUUCCGAACCUAUAAUUCUCGAUCCCGCACUGCUGAGGACGUCCUCUGCGGACGUAAUAUCCACUGCAAUAGGAGAGAAACGAAAGGGAUCCCCACUUUCAGUAACGCCGUCCCAACCAAAGCGUUCGCGAAUUAAGCCUAGUGACAAGCUCAAAACAAAUACGAACAUAUCCCAUUUACGCCGCGAGAACGAAUUUUUUCGGGUAAUCCAAGACUUUGGCGGCAUUGCAAAUCUGCACACAAAACAUUUUUUUGAUGCUCAUAUCGCUCUGCUCAAUGACAUAGCUCACCGCGGAGAACCUGCGAGUGCACCCUCAGGAACUCGUAUUGACAAGAGAACCGCAGACGCUACCAUAAAGAACAUGGAAAGCCGUGGCCGCGUCAAAGUCCUCAAAACCACUGUAUUCUCUGUCACCGGAAGUACUCGGCCUGCCUCCCUUGUUUAUCUCCCAGACACGCCUCAAGAGAAAAUCAACGCAUUUUUACAUCAUCUGAGCCACACUACCCCGGUUCCCAGUGUUCGGCCUGUCAAGACAUUUGAGGAGCCUGUGGAUUUUGGAGCUUCGAGCAGCGUUUCGCACAACACCACUCUACCGCUUCAUUUACUGCAGAUGGAGAAAUCCGGGCAAGAUGAUGCUGGACAUCAGGUCCUUGACACUACCAAGGCGGAGGAACUUUUCUCAUACGACUCUGAAACGAUCCGUGACGUACUACUUACGGAGAGAACUACGGUAGCGCAGUUAUAUGGCUUCAGAGUUGGAAAAGCGGCUCGGUUGCGGGACUUUCACGUCUUUACCCUUGGGUUGCUCGAACAACAUUCUUCGCCCCGUAUUGCAUCUCGCGAGCAUUCCAUGAUCGACAUCUCCUUGUACCAGUUCGACGUUCCCAUUGCUACUUAUUGCUCGUUCAUUGCCGUGCUCAGUUACGACGAAGAGCUAUCAAAGCUCAUGGCCUCCGUGGAGGGUAAAGAAACACUAAUUGGAGACCUACCGAACCAUAUAUCAGCAAAGCUGCAGGUGGGAAAAUUGCAUUCCAAAUCUCGCAUUCUAGAACUCUUAGAUGCCCUUCGACUUCUUGGACUUGUGACUCCUUACGAACCAUCCACGGAUGACAACGCGGAUUUCACAUGCACACUCUCUAAUGGCAGGACAGUUCCACUCAAGGCAGCCGCUUUUGACGGGUGGCGGGUAUCCUCACCAUCUGCCGCGCCCCAAUAUUGGCGCUUCAAUGAAACAGCACCGUUACAUCUCUGGGCUCUUUCGGAUUCUUCUCCGUCCUACUGGAGGCGCGUCUCUGUGAAAUCUCGUUGUAAUGGCGUAGCUUUCUGGGAUGAGCUGCAUAAAGUUUGUCGAGAUGUCGCUUACGUACGAAGCGCUGUUUGUCCAACGCACGGUACUUCGGGACCUCCAACAAACACAUCUCUUCUGCGAUUCCUUCGCCGGAGAACAUCCUGGGACUUGGAAUACCGCCUUACCUGGCACCAGAAGCGUUAUCUAGACCAAUCUGUAGACCGCACCACGGCUCGCAGUCCACUUGACGACGAGGAUAUUGACUCACAGCUGCAGCAGAUUUGCCAUGUUCUUAGUGCUCCACGUGCGCCUGUUGUCGCCUACCUCAAAGAAGCUACUGAAAAGGUUUUACGUGAAAUGAAGAAAGCACGAGCGAGGCAGAAACGAGACGGGGAAGAGCAUGGUGCGAUGCAAAACGCCGAAGCCAAAACCAUGCUUCAGAAGAAGGCCGAAGAAGCAAAGCUUCAAAGGGAAAGCGACUGGGAAGCUCUGCUUCAGCGCGUGCAUCCUGGGCCUCUUAAGGGGACCAUUGGUAUCCGGAUUCGAGCUGUUCACAGUCGCUUCAUACAAUCUAGCUCGAUCAGAGAUAAAGAUCGAUGGCAAAGUGAAAUUGAAAACGCCAUCCGGGAGGCUCGACUGGCUUCAAACAAGGUUAUUGCAAGGCCGAAGGCGCUUGCGGCCACGCGCCUCACAGCUUUACCUCCUGUUGCAGCCAAUCCUCCUGAGAAAUCGGUGCAUUUUCUCAUAGCUCAGCAAGGACCACCUAUUCUCGCGCAACAAAUAGACAAGUCGAGAGGAAAGUCCAAGACCAAGGAAGACCAAUCAGAGAAUAGGACACCACACCAGAGGCGCUCUAGAUUCCACUGGACUCGAGAAUACGAUGAACUCGCCCGUGAUGCAUCAGCUGUAAUUCGUGCUCGAUGUCGCAGUGGGGUCAAGAUCGAUCUUUCAGCUCUCGACCAAGUGUUUCCUGCUGUGCCGCGUAAUUCUGUCCGCCUCCGCCUCUCACAUCUCCGAGAGAAUACUGGUGAAGAAGUGUAUAUGGCGCGCCUCGAGGACCGAUGGCAUGACCUUUGGGUUCAGCAUAGGGGUACCGAGCACCUUCCCGACGAAGAUCCUCAAAGCCCGUCGAACUUUGACAUAGUAAAUCACAUAGAGUUUCUUCGUAAACACGUUGAUAAGAAUGCCCUGAGAGUUGGUUAUGUUGAACAUACAACUCGAACGAAGCUACCAGCAUCAGUGGAUGACAUCAUACAACAUUUCGAUGUGCUUUGCAACGCAACUAUUUCUCCUGCUUGGGAAUUUAUGUGGCAAGCUGCCGUCGAAGAAGGUCGAGAAAAACAGUUUCUCCGACAGUCUUUCACUCAUGCACCAGACGAUGUUCCAUAUGUCACUAACACGAGUGAUGAUGUAGUCCAAGUCGCGGAAGCUGCGCUAAAGAUGGUUUUUGGCAUGUCUAGCGAACAUUAUGACGCUGAUUUGGCAGCGGAAAUGCUCCACAGUGUAGGUGAUCAGUCUGUAUCCCUCGCAACCUCCAACCUUUUGCGCCGUGGAGUCCUGUCAAAGGUGGUUCGUGAUCCCAAAAAGAUGAAGCCGGGACGUACAUUGAAAAUAUCAGAAGUCAACCUAAACGCCAUCGGAGGCUCGAUACAUGGAGACUUAUUUCAAGACGCUGUCGCUCUGGAUGAGGUAUUUGCAGAGCAAGUUGACAGCCUGGAAUGGCCCUUGUUAGCUUCUGAUGGUGACAUCGCAGCACUACUCCAGCUAGUGUCAGAGGAACAGGUCAAUUUCAUCAUAGAUACAGCACAGUCACGAAACGCUCGAACAAAGCUUGACUGGAACAGCAAAAAAGCAGAUGAUAAUGAUAUCGAGACUGGCAUCCAAGUCCGCUUGAAUCCACUCGAUGGAGACGAUAACGAAGGCAGUGGAAACGCGAUAUUGCCUUCAUAUGAGUCAAGCUUGGGCCCUACGAACACAUCACUCGACGAGAUCAAGCAACACGGAAAAACGGUCACCGGAGCUGACGCUGCUUGUGCUGAGAAUACACGAUCAAGAAUCGUAGAUUGCGUGCUAUGCACCGAGUCGACAUUUUCCAAGUUUGUCGCUGGUCUGGAUGGCGAACAACGAAUACUGGCUCGAAACAUUUUUGAUCGAGCUAAUGCGUCACCAGAAUCAGGUUCAUCAAAGUCGCACUACAUAGCUUUUGGUGCUGGUGAUGUGGUCAUGGACCUGUUACAACGAAUGUCCCAAACAUCCCCACCCCUAAUUCUGUGGGCUGGAUACUCUGUGCCAGUCAUCAUUUCCUGCCUUCAUGCCCGUCCUUGGACAGUGGAGAUUAUAAAGGAACCAAAAACUCUUGCCUUACCUCGACGCUGGCUAGAUAUCCGUGGUGGUACGAUACGAGAGACCUGGAACGCUAUCUUACACGCUGUGGUGGGCAUCGUCUUUUUCCAUCCAGGAAUUUCUCAGACCGAGCUGCGGUGGAGGCUUAGGGCAGUAUGUGACCGACAGGAAUUCAUAGACAUCCUAUGCUUCUUGUAUCGUGAAGAAGCCAUUUACGCACAAGUUGGUACAGCAUGUCCACCUGGCACUGUCUGGCCGGCAACAUUAGAUGAUGGAGAGGAACAGCAGGUUUUCUGGUUCAUUGGCAAGAACAAGUAUUGGUACCAAGUCUAAAUCCACAAUCAUGUUCAUCAGACGCUGCGAUAACCAUAAUGCCAUGCUGAUGAAAGUGUUAUGAAAUAUAGUUCAAAGAUA